Molecule: messenger RNA, 141 nt
Organism: Racocetra fulgida
Lineage: Eukaryota; Fungi; Glomeromycota; Glomeromycetes; Diversisporales; Gigasporaceae
Source: the annotation of a GenBank genome assembly
AUUUUAGAGUAAGCAGUAGUGGUAUGAGAAAACCAACAAAAAAAAAAAGUAAACAUUCAACCUGCCGCUUUAAAAAAGUAGCACCUAGUUCAAAUAAGAAACGACUAUUUGAGGAUAAGGAAACAGAAACGCGAAAUGAUG